This is a messenger RNA of Poecilia latipinna (sailfin molly), 2395 nucleotides long. RefSeq names its product ephrin type-A receptor 7-like. Gene Ontology annotation, biological process: ephrin receptor signaling pathway; axon guidance; protein phosphorylation. The coding region runs from base 141 to 563 and encodes 140 amino acids. NCBI's taxonomy places the organism in Eukaryota, Metazoa, Chordata, Actinopteri, Cyprinodontiformes, Poeciliidae. Gene Ontology annotation, molecular function: transmembrane-ephrin receptor activity; protein binding. Gene Ontology annotation, cellular component: dendrite; plasma membrane. The transcript has 3 exons. The record is from RefSeq and is a predicted model, not a curated record.
AGGUUUUCCUGACUUUUCAUGUGAAAAUCACAUAUAUAUAUAUUUCAGGGUUAGUAUAGACAUGAAAUGCUCACAGUCCUGUUUUGUUUGCUCCUAAGGUCAUAAAGGCAAUAGAUGAAGGCUACCGACUCCCAGCGCCCAUGGACUGCCCUCCAGGCUUGCACCAGCUAAUGCUGGACUGCUGGCAGAAAGACAGAGCCGAGCGUCCAAAGUUUGAUCAGAUUGUUGGCAUCUUGGAUAAAAUGAUCCGCAACCCUAACACCUUGAAAACCCCAGUGGGAACAUGUACAAGACCAAUUAGCCCCCUCUUAGAUCAGAGCACACCAGACUUCACCACUUUUCGCUCAGUAGGAGAGUGGCUGGAAGCCAUCAAGAUGGAGCGAUACAGAGACAACUUCACUGCAGCCGGCUACAGUUCCUUGGAGUCUGUAGCCAGGAUGUCAAUAGAGGAUGUGAUGAGCUUAGGAAUCACACUAGUGGGCCACCAGAAAAAGAUCAUGAGCAGCAUACAGACUAUGAGAGCCCAGAUGCUGCACCUUCAUGGUACAGGAGUCCAGGUGUGACACGCUGCAACGGGACGCCUCUGUCAGGGUAAAAACACUAAGGCAGGACUAAUCUGGAGCAGCGCCUGGUCAAAGUACACGGAUAUCUGCUGUGUCUGACUCCUCCUACUGCGUCUGGAGGGAAAUCAUUCCUUUGUUCCUCAGCGAAGGAAUGAGGUCCGUUUCUUCAAAGGGCCCUAAAGAGAGGAAAGGGCAAGAAGCAGCGACAAAAAUCAACUACCUGUAUGAGAUGACUUGUUUUUCUUUCUUAUUUGUAGACGCGCUUAAGAACUCAACUACAUAUCAAGGGGCGAGUCAGAAAUGAGUUUUAUUACCUUAAUGAUGGAAUUAAGCGCACACCAUAGAUGUGAAUUUCCUUUACAAAGCAAAUGGAAAUUGCUUUGGUUCCUUUUUCUACAGUCUUUAUUUUCUGUGUGCUUGCCACAAGGAAAUACUGUGGCAUCCACAGGACUUGUUUUCCUCCUGGUCCUUGGAUGUGACAACAGGGUAACUCUUAUCCAGAUGCCGACAGAGCUUUGCGUUGCAGAUUUCAAGGGACUGUUUGUGCUGAGUCGUGCAGAACUGAGCUGGUUGCAGUUUUUGUCUUUCCUUUAACUUGUUUUUAACAUCCUUAUUGCAUCCCAACAUGCUUGUUUGCAGCCCAGGAAAUGGGGUAUGUCGCAAUCUUCAGACUUUUGAAUAAGUUUGCACAAUAAAGGCAAACUUUUCCUCUAGUCACAUGGUUUUUAUAUCAGAGUAGCAAUAUCUAUUAGUCAGAAUUCACAACAGGACACAAAGUCUUAGAACUUAUGAAAAUCUGCGAGCACAGUUCAAAGAUUGUAUUCAAUUUGCAGCCACUCUGUAGUUCUGCUAUCAUUCUGCCUAAAAUCUUGCACAUAGUUUGUUCCUGCAAAUUGGAUGGUGUUUAAGGUUGGAUCUCGGAACAGAGGAGAUGUCAUACUGCCUUAAAACAUAUUUAGAUUUAGUAUUUACAAUGCUUUAGGUACUUUAAUGGCGAUGCUAUGUGUGGCUCCUUUAGAAGUUUUUGUCAUUUUUUUUCUUGUGGUGUGAUGUCUUCUUAUCUGUGACUAGAUCUGGUGUGCACAAACUCAGACUAUUACCAGGAAUGACAGAUUCAGUCGGGAAGAGAUUGACUAAAAGAGCAAUAAUUACCAGGGAGAAGCAGUCUUCAACAGAGAUCCUUUAUGGUGCUAUGUAUGAAAAGCAUGUGUGUGCUACUGUGUGCUGACAAACCCUUUGGAAAGAUUCUGUCGCCCCCAGAAAGGAGAAGGAAUGUACCUCUGUGACCUAAAAUGCUUUGGAGCGCGCUCAGAAACGUGCCAUGCCAAGUCAUCAAAUGAAAUAGUCAUGUUGUGUUUUGCCUUUAUGAUAUGGUAAACAUUUGAUGAAAAUCUAACAAAGCAUGGAAAUGUCAAGCUGAGUUGUCGCAAAGAUGAAAGUGGCACCAUUUGAAACUCUAAAAAGGUGCAAAUUAGCCAUGCUAACAUCAUCCUCCAACACAUUGCACCACCCAGAUAUCAAAGAGAUCCUUUGGGGUUGGCGUCUGAAAAAAACCCGGGACCAAAGGAUGGAGUCUUCAUCAGACGCAGGCCUUGCUGGUAAAUCCUUCCGUCCUGGCUCCGCGGGCAGCUGCGCAGCUCCUCUUGUUUAUUUAUGCGUCUCCGCCGCUCUUCCCUCACAGGCGUGGAUGUGACGGAACAUGCAUUGAAAUAUGCUCCUCUUUUUUUCCGUGUGACUUUGUGUGGAAAACAGAGCAGAAGCAGAGGCACGAUGUGUUUUAAGGCUGAUCAACCUCUUUGGUGCCAUCUGUCGCUACUUCAAAAACGAAAAAA